CAUUAUUCAACAGACAAACAGGCCGAGUCCAUGUAGUCGAACCGCACACAGAGGAUGGCUCACGUUUUGCGGCCGUUGAUUCAAUGGCCCCGGUGGUGGCGCCACCGUCACUCGACAUUCUCGCCUCUCCUCUUUCUCCAUUCAACUUCAACACGCGCCGCCACGAGUGCUCCGUUCUUCGCAGUCUUCUCCACCUCAUUCCGCGAAGCUCACUCCCGCUCCCGCGGUCUUAAAUCACGCGCCGCAGCUUCGUCCGCCGACGUUGCUGAGAGCGACGGCGAAUCCUCUGAUGGCGGCGGAGCGAAGAAGAGCCGGAAUGAGAAAAAGCGGGAGGCUCACCGCGCCGUACGCUGGGGUAUGGAUUUAGCCAGCUUCUCUAUUCCCCAAAUCAAAUUCAUUCUUAGAGUGGCGGAAUGUGAGGUAGAGGUGUUUGAAGCUCUAAUGGUAGUGAAGGGACUAGGCCGUGAUGUUCGAGAAGGAAAACGGAGACAAUUGAAUUAUAUCGGAAAACUGCUACGAGACGUGGAGCCUGAACUAAUGGAUGGUUUAAUUCAGGCCACAAAAGACGGGGACCAGAGUAAGUUUCAACACUUAUUGGUUGAUGACAAAGAAGAAGAAGAUGGAGAAGAAGAAAUCGAAGUGGAGGAUGACGAAGAGGAUUCUGCGGUCAGCCCUUUUGUAACGAGAUGGUACGAUGGCCUGAUCAAUAAGGAUAUUACCAUUACCAAUGAAAUAUAUUCACUUCGGGAAGUUGAUUUCGAUCGUCAGGAACUACGACAAUUGGUUAGGAAAGUGCAAUCUGCACUAGAGCCUAAAUCCAAUUUAGAGGAAAACGGAAAACCAGCCGCCGCUGCUGCUGCUGCUGCUGCUGUGAACGCGAGAAAAUCCCUCACUCGUUUCCUCCAAGUUCUUGCUGAACAACUUCCAGCUAAGUAACUUAUCUGUAUCUUUAUAUGUACUCGAACAAUUUAUCCUAAAUUUUUGAAUUUUUUUAUUUAAAUUUUGUUUCGUAAUUGAUUAUCUUCUUAGGUGAAUGAAUCACAUAAUCAGAGUCGAUUGUCUUUAAUGCUU
Erythranthe guttata (spotted monkey flower) is the source of this 1071-nucleotide messenger RNA. RefSeq names its product kinesin-like protein. Lineage: Eukaryota; Viridiplantae; Streptophyta; Magnoliopsida; Lamiales; Phrymaceae. The record is from RefSeq and is a predicted model, not a curated record.